AUGCUAAAACUAAACUGUGUCAAAAUUGAGAUAACGGGAGACGAGCUGGAGGUUGAUUCUGCGGUUCUACUUUCCAACCAUAGAUCAAUCGCCGACUAUAUUGUGAUAUCUGCCUUGGCCCAGAGUCUAGAAGAUAAAGGAAGGCCAGAAAUAGACCUGGUAUCAGUCAAAUUUUUUUCGUGGUUCAGCUUGUGGGGACUUCCCAAUUUGAACGUUUUCAAUAACAUUCUGAGCUGUGAUGAGAAUUGGGAAUUGGAUACUAGUACAACAUACAAUACUUUCAAUCCCUCUGUCGUAUCGACCAAACCUGAAUGGAUCUCUGUUUUUCCAGAAGUGAAUAUCUGGUCUGCUGAAAAUAACGAACUGCUGAACGAAUUGAACGAAAAAUACUACCUCCCAAAACUGCAAAACGUUCUGUAUCCGAGGUUCUCGUCCACGUUCAAUGUGAUCAAUGGCCUUUACAAGUCCUCUUUUAGUAAAUUGUAUGAUAUCACAAUAUUGUACUAUAAAAAGAAGGCAGCAGACCCACAAAAAAUUGUCAAAAUGUCCCAAACUGAAACUGCGAUACAACUGGAAAGUUCAGGGGAACCAGAUGAAAUGGUUAGAACUACCUUGUUUGAUAGCCCAAGUCUGUUGCAAGUCUUAGGUGAGUACCCCUCUAGCUUUGUUGUCAGAGUCCAUGUCAAAUUGAAGGCCCUACCAAGAAUCCCACUGAAAAGGAAAAAACUAGAAAAGUGGCUUGAAAAAGAAUGGGUAGAAAAGGAUAAACUAUUGGAACAGUUGCAAACUACCAUUUUAACCAAUCAUCUAAAGGAAAAAUAA
Komagataella phaffii GS115 is the source of this 822-nucleotide messenger RNA. RefSeq lists its product as hypothetical. The coding region runs from base 1 to 822 and encodes 273 amino acids. NCBI's taxonomy places the organism in Eukaryota, Fungi, Ascomycota, Pichiomycetes, Pichiales, Pichiaceae. The record is from RefSeq and is a predicted model, not a curated record. Gene Ontology annotation, molecular function: acyltransferase activity. The transcript has a single exon. Gene Ontology annotation, cellular component: endomembrane system.